AUGGUCUUCAAAGGGAGAUUCUUCUCUUCCAAAAAAUCUGAUACUUCUAGUCCAGAUGCUUCUUCCAAUAGUCCUCGAUCAAUCUCUUCAAACUCUCCUAGAUCCGAUAAGAAAAAACCUAAAUCAACCGUUGCUCAAACCCUAACUUCCACCUUCAGUUCCACCUCUACCGCCGGAACCAGCGGCGGCGGCGGCGGAAGUGGACUUGGUGGCGGACUUAUCGGAGGCGCGGCUAGUCGGAAGACGCCAGUUAAGGAAGGAGCUAAGAAGAAAGAUGCUGUAAAGGGAAAGGAGAGUGAGAUUCUGUCGGAAUCUCGCUCUCGUUCUGGUUUGAAGAAAUUGACUCCGGCAACGGUGGCGGAGGUGAAGGAGUUACCGUCGACUUUGCCUUCACCGUAUUCGUCGACUUCUUCUGCAGCGGCUUCUGUUUCGCCGAUUCUGGCGUCGUCGUUAGGGUUGAACAGGAUAAAGACUAGAUCGGGACCGUUGCCGCAGGAGAGUUUUUUUGGUUUUAGAGGUGAUAAGGGAGGAGCUGCGGCGGCACUUGGUGCUAGUAAUCUUUCGAGGCCUGGUGUUGGGAAGAAGAAGGAGGUUGGGAAUCAGAAUAGAGUAGGGUUUCGGGAUGGUUUGGGAAUUGGUGGUAGUGUUGAUAAUGGAAGCAAUUCAGGUAGUAUGUCGACGGGGAAUGGUGCGCAGACGAUGGAACAGAGUCCGGUAGUGUUGCCGCGGUCGCGGUUGCAAUAUGGUGAAUCGUCUUUGGAAGCAGGAGAGCAGGCAUCGUCACAGACUCAGACUGGAGGCUUAAGAAGUGAAGAUGUUUGCACGCCAGAGGCCACAUAUGAUUUUGAGAAUCCGAAAGAAUCUGAAUCUCCUCGUUUUCAAGCUAUAUUACGUGUCACAAGUGCCCCUGGAAAGAGGUUUCCUGGUGAUAUAAAGAGUUUUUCGCACGAGUUAAAUUCUAAAGGUGUCCGGCCUUUUCCGUUUUGGAAGCCUCGAAGGUUAAAUAAUAACCUUGAGGAGAUCUUGGUUGUUAUUAGGGCUAAAUUUGAUAAAGAAAAGGAAGAGGUGAACUCUGAGCUGGCUAUUUUUGCAGCAGACCUGGUUGGAGUUCUUGAAAAAAAUGCAGAUAAUCAUCCUGAAUGGCAAGAGACAAUUGAGGACUUGCUAAUUUUGGCCAGGCGCUGUGCCAUGACCACAUCUGGGGAGUUUUGGCUUCAGUGUGAAAGCAUAGUUCAGGACUUGGAUGAUAGGCGUCAAGAGCUUCCUCCAGGGACACUAAAGCAGCUUCAUACUCGAAUGCUCUUCAUUCUUACACGGUGUACUAGGUUGUUGCAAUUCCACAAGGAAAGUGCUUUGGCUGAGGAUGAACACUUUGUCAAUCUCCGUCAAUCUAGAGUCUUACAUUCUACUGGAAAAUCUAUUCCUUCUAGUGUGGUAAGGGAUUCUAAAAGUUCUGGUGUUGCAAAGACCUCAAAGGCUUCAACAAAAAAAGCUUAUAGCCAAGAGCAGAGUACCAUGGGUUGGAAAAAAGGUGUCUUGAAACCAGAGAUUCAGUUGCCUCCUGCUGAUGAUGACAUUUUAAAAAAUUUUGAGUCUCCUGGCAGGAAUCGGAUGGCUUCAUGGAAAAAAUUCCCAUCUCCGUCAGGAAAAAGCCCAAAAGAAACUGUUCAAUUGAAGGACCAAAAUUAUGGGACAGUUGAACCUUCAAAGACAUCAGAUAAGAGAUUAAAUUCUGAUAUAGAUCUCUCUGGCGCCAAGACUUCUGAGCUUCUUGCUGUCAAAGAUUCCCAUGACCAUGCUUCCAAGCACCAACAUAAAGUUUCCUGGGGCUAUUGGGGAGACCAGCAGAUUAAUAAUGAAGAUAAUUCAAUAAUUUGUCGAAUAUGUGAAGAGGAUGUACCGACUUUACAUGUUGAAGAUCAUUCAAGGAUUUGUGCAGUUGCUGACAGAUGUGAUCAGAAGGGUCUGAGUGUCAAUGAGCGUCUUGUAAGAAUUUCUGAAACAUUAGAAAAGAUGAUGGAAUCAUCUACUCAGAAGGAUUCACAACAAAUGGUCGGAAGUCCUGAUGUUGCAAAAGUAUCGAAUUCAAGUAUGACUGAAGAAUCUGAAGUUCUUUCCCCUAAACUUAGUGAUUGGUCACGCAGAGGCUCAGAGGAUAUGCUAGACUGUUUCCCUGAACCUGAUAAUUCCGUUUUUAUGGAUGAGCUAAAGGGAUUGCCACUUAUAUCAUGUAGAACUCGUUUUGGUCCAAAGUCUGACCAAGGUAUGACAACAUCAUCUGCAGGGAGCAUGACUCCUAGGUCUCCUUUACUGACACCAAGGACAAGUCAGAUUGACUUGCUCUUGGCAGGGAAGGGUGCUUAUUCAGAACAUGAUGAUCUGCCCCAGAUGAAUGAACUUGCUGAUAUAGCACGAUGUGCAGCCAAUGUUAGUCUGGAUGAUGAUCGUACAGCAUCGUAUUUAUUAUCAUGUCUUGAUGAUUUGAGGGUUGUCGUAGAACGAAGGAAGUUUGAUGCACUUACCGUGGAAACCUUUGGAACACGCAUUGAGAAGCUGAUUCGUGAGAAGUAUUUGCAGCUUACUGAGAUGGUGGAUGUCGAAAAGAUAGAUGUAGAUAGCCCUGUAAUGGAUGAUGAUGUCAUCUUGGAAGAUGACGUGGUUCGCAGCUUGAGAACAAGCCCAAUUCAUUCUUCAAAAGAUCGUACCUCUAUUGAUGACUUUGAGAUUAUAAAACCUAUCAGUCGUGGGGCAUUUGGAAGGGUUUUCUUGGCUAAGAAGAGGACGACUGGUGAUCUUUUUGCAAUAAAGGUUCUUAAGAAAGCUGAUAUGAUCCGUAAGAAUGCUGUAGAAAGUAUAUUAGCAGAACGUGAUAUCUUAAUUACAGUGCGCAAUCCUUUUGUGGUUCGAUUUUUCUAUUCUUUCACAUGUCGUGAGAACUUGUAUCUUGUCAUGGAAUAUCUGAAUGGUGGAGACUUGUAUUCAUUACUAAGGAAUUUAGGAUGUCUAGACGAGGAAGUGGCUCGUGUAUAUAUGGCUGAAGUGGUUCUUGCAUUAGAGUAUUUGCAUUCACUGAGUGUGGUUCAUCGUGACUUGAAGCCGGACAAUUUAUUGAUUGCACAUGACGGUCAUGUCAAGUUGACAGACUUUGGGCUUUCAAAAGUUGGUCUCAUCAACAGCACAGACGACUUGUCUGGUCCGGCAGUGAGUGGGACAUCCCUACUUGAGGAGGAUGAGUCUGAAACAUUUACAUCGGAGGAUCAAAGGGAACGGAGGAAGAAGCGUUCUGCUGUUGGCACACCGGAUUACUUAGCUCCUGAGAUACUUUUAGGAACUGGACAUGGGUAUACUGCGGAUUGGUGGUCUGUUGGUGUCAUUUUAUUUGAGUUGCUUGUUGGUAUUCCACCCUUCAAUGCUGAGCAUCCUCAGACUAUAUUUGAUAAUAUUCUUAAUCGUAAGAUACCUUGGCCUGAAGUUCCUGAAGAAAUGAGUCUUGAAGCACAUGAUCUUAUUGAUCGAUUGUUGACAGAAGAUCCUAAUCAAAGACUAGGAGCUAGAGGGGCAUCAGAGGUGAAGCAGCAUGUUUUCUUCAAGGACAUUAACUGGGACACGCUUGCCAGGCAAAAGGCUGCAUUUGUUCCUGCUUCUGAGAGUGCUCUGGACACCAGUUACUUCACUAGUCGCUACUCAUGGAAUACUUCUGACGGUCUUGUUUACCCACCAAGUGAUUUUGAAGAUUCAAGUGAUGCCGAUAGCUUAAGUGGCAGCAGCAGUUGCCUGAGCAAUCGUCAUGAUGAAGUGCAGGGAGAUGAAUGUGGGGGUCUUGCCGAGUUUGAUUCUAGUUCUUCCGCCAAUUACUCUUUUAGUAAUUUCUCUUUUAAGAAUCUCUCCCAGCUUGCGUCAAUCAAUUAUGAUCUCACCAAGGGAUGGAAAGAUGAUCCCUCAACAAAUUCUAGUGCAUAG
This is a messenger RNA of Lathyrus sativus (Indian pea), 3960 nucleotides long. Lineage: Eukaryota; Viridiplantae; Streptophyta; Magnoliopsida; Fabales; Fabaceae. The record is from the annotation of a GenBank genome assembly.